AUGAAGUCCAGUACAUGUCCAGUUCUCAUUCAGAUUGUUGUGGUGCAACUCUUAGUGGUUGUGUGUGUUUCACAGAAUUAUGAUUUCUUCUAUUUUGUUCAGCAGUGGCCGGGGUCAUACUGUGAUAAAAGUAGUAGUUGUUGCUACCCUACCACAGGAAAGCCUGCAACAAACUUCAGCAUCCAUGGACUUUGGCCUAAUUAUGAUAAUGCAUCUUACCCAUCUAACUGUGAUUCCAACUACCCUUUUGAUCUAUCACAGAUCACAGACUUGGUAAGUAGUCUGCAAGUAAGCUGGCCAUCACUUUCGUGUCCUAGCAGCGACGACACAAAUUUUUGGGCACACGAAUGGGAUAAACACGGUACCUGCUCGGAGGAUGUCCUUAAUGAACAUGGUUACUUUGCAGCAGCUCUCAACCUUAAAGACCAAGUGGACCUCCUCCAAAUCCUCGAAAGUGCAGGUAUCCAACCAGAUGGUAGAUUUUACAGUGUGGAUAAUAUCACACAAGCAAUAGCAGGAGCAGUUGGAUAUACUCCUGGAAUAGAUUGCAACAAAGACACAUCCAGCAACAGUCAGCUAUACCAGAUUUACCUCUGUGUGGACACUUCUGGUGCCAACUUCAUAGAGUGCCCAGUACUGCCAAGUAGCAAAUGCAGUUCAAGCAUUGAAUUCCCUUCCUUCUAGCAUUAAAAUGGAAGAGAGUUCUCGAUUGCUUCACUGAUCGAUGAUGCCCCGGACUCUUGUCUUCCUCUAGUAGUUCUCUUCUUGGUUUCAAAAGAAAUGUAGAAAUUGUUGGUGUAUGUCUAAUAAAAAGUGGGGAGCUCCAUCACCUUGUGAGAAUAUUUCUUAUUCCCCUCUGAUUAUUUACUUUGGACAAGCCACCAAGAUGCCAUUUUCCAUAGUGUAACUGG
Messenger RNA from Macadamia integrifolia, 911 nucleotides. RefSeq names its product extracellular ribonuclease LE-like. Lineage: Eukaryota; Viridiplantae; Streptophyta; Magnoliopsida; Proteales; Proteaceae. Gene Ontology annotation, biological process: RNA catabolic process. Gene Ontology annotation, molecular function: RNA binding; ribonuclease T2 activity. The transcript has 4 exons. Gene Ontology annotation, cellular component: extracellular region. The coding region runs from base 1 to 684 and encodes 227 amino acids. The record is from RefSeq and is a predicted model, not a curated record.